UUUUCACUUCACAGUAAAUCUCCAACAUGGAAGCUCAGGCACCUUUCUCCCGCGAGGAAAUCAACAGCACGGUGUGGGAAGUCCCGGAGAAAUACACACGACUCAAGCAGAUCGGGACGGGAGCGUACGGCUCGGUGUGUUCAUCAAUAAAUGAGAAGACUAAAGAGAAAGUAGCCAUCAAGAAGCUCCACAGGCCGUUCCAGUCGGAGAUCUUUGCCAAGAGGGCCUACCGGGAGCUCCGACUGCUCAAACACAUGAAGCAUGAAAAUGUGAUAGGACUUCUUGAUGUGUUUACGCCAGCCUCAAGUCUCGACGACUUCCAGGACUUCUACCUGGUGAUGCCUUACAUGUUUACUGACCUGUCGAAGGUGCGAGGCUGCCUCUCAGAAGACAGAGUCCAGUUUCUCGUCUACCAGAUGCUCUGUGGGCUGCGGUACAUUCACAAGGCUGGCAUCAUCCACAGGGACCUUAAACCUGGAAACCUGGCUGUGAACCAAGACUGCGAGCUGAAGAUCCUGGACUUCGGGCUGGCUCGCAGCACUGACGCAGAGAUGACAGGCUACGUGGUGACCCGUUGGUACCGGGCGCCUGAGGUCAUUCUGAACUGGAUGCACUACACCCAGACUGUGGAUAUCUGGUCUGUGGGGUGUAUCAUGGCAGAAAUGAUCAAUGGAAAAACCCUUUUCAAAGGGAAAGACUACAUGGACCAGCUGAGUCAGAUCAUGAAAGUGACUGGAGUACCUGGAUCAGAAUUCAUAAAGAAGCUGGACAGUCCAGAGGCCAGGAGUUACAUCAAGUCCCUCCCUCGCUUUCCAAGAAAGGACUUCUCGUCGCUGUUCCCCACAGCCAGCGCUCAGGCUAUCGACGUGCUGGAGAAGAUGCUGGUUCUGGAUGGAGACGUGAGGCCCACAGCUGAACUGGCUCUGGAGCACCCGUACUUUGACAGCUUGAGGGACCCAGAGGACACCCGGGAGCCCGAGCCGUACGACGACAGCCACGACAAUGACACACUGAGUCUGGAUGAGUGGAAGCGGUUAUGUUUCAAGGAGGUGAAAAGCUUUGUGCCGUUCCCGCGACGAGACUCGAAGAGGAAAAACACUCUCACUAUGUCUCAGUGAUCCGUCAGACACCGUGUAACUACUGAUGCCCCCAAACCAACACAGUAUACAGCCAAUGGUGCCCUUGCGUUUUCUACCCACGGAUUCAGACUUUUUCUUUUACACUGGAUAUGUUUAGAUUUUGAAUCAGUGUUCGAAAACAGGUCUUGAACAAUUAUAUCCUAAAUGUAGACUGCCGGUCAUCUGCCUGCAUUCCCUAUUAGUGUCUUGCAUAGAUUUAUUGUGACCAAAUGUCACAGGAUUUACUGUAAGCCUUACUGUAUAAUGGUAUUUUUCCAUGAAAGGAUACCUUUAGUGGAGUGGAUUUUUGCAAUAAAUAGUAAACGAUGCUGGGUAACUGUCCAAAGAAAUGCCACAUUGCAUUAUGUAGUGCAAUCCCACACAGUUUGAUUUUUGUUGAAUGCAUGCAUGCAGCCACUCCUUAACCAACUAAUACACUAUGUCAUUGAAUUUAGCUCUGUGUCAUGGUGAAAAUUGCAUCUGCAAAGACAUUUUUUUUCUUUUAUUAGAAGACCAGCCGGUGACCAGCACUCUCUCUCAGUACAGUGAAAAUGAUUGAAGCCCUCACAGCUCUCAGUGGUUCAGGGCCCUGUAAAGAUUACCAGUAAUGUUUGUGUAUAGUGCUGUGAGCAAUGAAUCCUUAUACUCCCAUUUCUUGCUUAUGUCAUUUUGUGAUUACAUACCAUAUCAACACUAAUGCAUUAUUUGACUCUCGUACACAAUGUUGUACCCCAAGACUGGUGUGGCUAUGUUAAAUCUGUAUUAGCAUUUGCUUACUACUUGACUGGCUGGGUACUUUCAGGGGUUGAUGUAUGAUGUGCAGUGUUGGAUGGACACCAUUAAUGGGGGUGGGAGGGGAAAUUCUAUCAAAAUCUAUUGUUUAUGAGGGUUGGGAUUAGACUUGUUGCUGCCCAGGAGAGAUUUUGACCGCAUAAUACCUUAAAAUAUAUUAGUCUGUUGCCUUUGCCUUCUCUGAGUGAAUGAGUGAGUGUGUGUACACAUAUUUAUGUGAACAUAAAUAAAUAGUUCAACUUAUGCUUGUGUGCGUGCAUGUGUACAUGGAGUCAGCAAUGUGCUUCAAGGCAUCCGGAUGAGGCCACAUGGUCACACCUGAGAAAUGCUCCGUCCACUUUUGC
This is a messenger RNA of Myripristis murdjan (pinecone soldierfish), 2254 nucleotides long. It is a transcript of the gene mapk13, whose product is annotated as mitogen-activated protein kinase 13. NCBI's taxonomy places the organism in Eukaryota, Metazoa, Chordata, Actinopteri, Holocentriformes, Holocentridae. The coding region runs from base 27 to 1118 and encodes 363 amino acids. Gene Ontology annotation, biological process: protein phosphorylation. Gene Ontology annotation, molecular function: MAP kinase activity; ATP binding. The transcript is spliced from 13 exons. The record is from RefSeq and is a predicted model, not a curated record.